Molecule: messenger RNA, 1116 nt
Organism: Leishmania mexicana MHOM/GT/2001/U1103
Lineage: Eukaryota; Euglenozoa; Kinetoplastea; Trypanosomatida; Trypanosomatidae
Exons: 1
Coding region: 1-1116 (371 amino acids)
Cellular component (GO): nucleolus
Molecular function (GO): methyltransferase activity
Source: RefSeq, a predicted model, not a curated record
AUGUUAGGCGGCCGUCACUUUCAAAGAAAGUACGAGAAGAAGCAGAAGAAAAAGGAAGCCAAGAAGGCUUCCCAGGGUCCUGUCCGUGGUGCGGGUGGCUCGAGCGGCGCCAGCGCAGCAGCAGCGGGGGCGGCUGUCAAGCGCAAGGAUGUCAGCACGCUAAAGGGGCCGGUCGUGUCGCACGGCGACUUCAUGGCGAGCCGCGACUCGGCGAAUAACCGAAAAAAUGUUCCGUUCUCGAACAAGGUGGAAGAGAAGGUUUACCGAAAGGAGCAUCGCGUCCCAAAGUACAACAACAUCGUUGACCCGGAGCGGCAGAACUUGGCUAAGGCAGCCGGGGCUAGCAGUGCCGCUCAGCGCCGUCGCGUUUUGCGCCAGAAAGGUGACGAGGACCUCCUCGACCACUUCCGCGAGCGCCUGAAUGCCAGCACGUUCCGUCUCCUGAAUGAGCAGGUGUACAACGCCCCGACCACACUGGCGAGUCAGCUGCUGCGCGACGAGUCAACCUUUCGCGACUACCACACUGGCUACCACCAACAGCUCAUGCAGUGGCCCAUGAAUCCGAAUACGCUCAUUGUGGAGUCACUGCUAGGGGACCGACGUGGGCGGUUUCUCGCGAACAAGGGGAAGAGUAUGCCAGGACAUAUCCCACCCUCGUGGGUGGUGGUGGACAUGGGUUGCGGUGAGGCCCAAAUCGCCGCGGCGCUGAAGCCGAAGGGCUACACGGUGCACUCCUUCGACUUCUUUGCUCUAAAUGCGCUGGUGACGGUGGCGGACACCACUAAGGUGCCCCUCGCGGACAACCAUGUCGACGUCUGCGUCUUCUCGCUUAGCCUGAUGGCGACGGACUACGUCAAGAGCCUCUUCGAGGCCUUCCGCAUCUUGAAGCCGAAACGCCUGCUCAAGAUCAUCGAAGUGCGCUCCCGUGUGCCGUUCCCGCGCAAGUUUGCAGAGCUCGUCGAGGAUAUUGGCUUUGAGGUGGAUUACAGCGAUGUCGCCGGCGACUACUUCGUUGCCUUCGACUUCAUCAAGAAGGACGGCCAGGCGGCCGCCAACACGCAGCUACGCCACGAACCGGGUGACGUGCUCGUGCCAUCCCUUUACAAGAAGCGGUGA